Molecule: messenger RNA, 498 nt
Organism: Staurois parvus
Lineage: Eukaryota; Metazoa; Chordata; Amphibia; Anura; Ranidae
Source: the annotation of a GenBank genome assembly
UACCGGGCCGGCCGCUCGGAUCUACUGAGCAGAAGAAUCUACUCCUCGGUCCAGCAGUGUGUCUACAGUCUCUGGUCAUCCCCUGUACUGUGUCUGCAGUCUCUGGUCAUCCCCUGUACUGUCUGCAGUCCCUGGUCAUCUCCUGUACUGUGUCCGCAGUCUCUGGUCAUCUCCUGUACUGUGUCUGCAGUCUCUGGUCAUCUCCUGUACUGUGUCCGCAGUCUCUGGUCAUCUCCUGUACUGUGUCCGCAGUCUCUGGUCAUCUCCUGUACUGUGUCCGCAGUCUCUGGUCAUCUCCUGUACUGUCCGCAGUCUCUGGUCAUCUUCUGUACUAUGUCCACAGUCUCUGGUCAUCUCCUGUACUGUGUCCGCAGUCUCUGGUCAUCUCCUGUACUACGUCCGCAGUCUCUGGUCAUCUCCUGUACUAUAUCUGCAGUCUCUGGUCAUCUCCUGUACUGUGUCCGCAGUCUCUGGUCAUCUCCUGUACUGUGUCCGCAG